AUGAGGAGUGUGUGUAGGAUCACGGCGAGGCAGGCGAAGUGUAAGGCAGCGGCGUCCGCAACGCUUGGCUGGCUGGCCCUCUGCCUCCCUGCGGCCAGCGGUGGCCCCUCAGCCACAUCGGGCUUCCACCAGUCCCUGUUGUCGCCGCUGCAGUCUCCUCCCUCUUUCCGUAGCGCAGCUUCCUGCCCAGAGAGAGGCCUCCUCUUCCUGCCAAACACCGCGCCCUCGUCUCCACCAGGCUCCAACGCCCACCACACAGCCUGGAGCCCUGGUGGAGUUACAGGCUUUAACUCCACCUCUUUCCAAAUCCAGAGCAGUUCGUGCCACAGUGGUCCUCGGAAUCCAAUGGCCCCUUCUUCUAUCGUUUCAGGGCCCCUUGGUUCCCACCCCGACCUUUUCUUCCACCUUCUUAGUCCUUCUGCCCCAUCUGCUUUCCAUCUUCUGGGAAUUCGCCUUGCCGCCGCCCCCCUCCUCCCACCUUUGUCCGUGCCCUUAAGGAUUUGUUCUUUACACAUAAAUAUGUCUUUCCUCUUUUUGAAAGGAUUUGAAGUUGGAACAGAGAAAUUCACUAUGGAUGACCUUUACAUGCCCUUUGGAAUCUCUGUAAUUAUCCUGAGGGCAAAACUUAUGUAAUGAAGAUGGAAGAAGAGAAAAUAGGAAUACUCUGUGUGCUUUGAUCUUAUCAUUUAGCUGCUGCUUGUACCAUCCCUGGAGUCCUACUUCUGACUCCAAGUUAUGAGGUAACAAAUUUGUUUAUAGUUAAAGCAAUUUGAGUCUGGGUUUUCUAUUACUUGCAGUUGAAGGCAUCUUAAAUGGCUUAGCUUUCCCAGACUUAAAUGAUAUAGAAUCCCUAGACAGUACCCUUAUACUUUUAAGUUAUAUGAAACAAUACAUUUUCAGACACUCAUUGAUACAACCAGUUCCCAUACCAGGAAGUAGGACAUUACUUUCAGACUUAAAAAAUCCAGUAUUCACUUGCAGAUAAGGGAUAAGGAACUAUCUGAAAAUGAGACUGAGGUAAAAAAGGCAUCAUUCUAAUCUACACUAUAAGAAAUAAUACACCAGAAUUAGCAAAUAAUUCCCUAAAUAAAUGCUGUCAACAAAAUGAUGAGCAUUUUAUAUUCUCCUCAGAGGAAGAGGUAGGCUUCUGGACUCCAGUCUCUUCACCUCACAUCUAUUUUCUAUAUACUUUAAGUUUCUCUGCCUUAAAGACGUGAUCCUGAUAUUCAAUCUUAUGAGGAUAAACAAUAACAUUCUAAUCACCUAUUUUUUUUAAAUUUAAUGCAUUAUAUUAAGGCCAUCUUUCAAAAUUACCAAAAUUAAUAUGGUUUACUUCAAUCUUUAUAACAAUGAAAAGAUCUAUGAUGAUAAAAUAGACCUUUCUCUAUCUCAUUUCUUUUUCUCCUUGCCACCUCUCAGGAUUUCCCAGUGUUCUCAUGUUCCACCUUCAAUCACACUUAACCAAUGUUAAAUCUCUGGCAUAUAUUUUCCCAAACCAUUUUCUAUGAUGUUAUAACAAUAUAUAAAUAUAAACAGAAAUAUAGGAAUUUGGAAGUCUUUCUCACUUUUUAACCUAAGUGGGAUCAUACACUUUAUAUUUGUGUGCAACUACACAACCAUAUAUAUUUCUAAAACAUCUUUAUAAUUGCAUAAUAUUUCAUAUGAUAUAUAGACACAAUGUAUUCAACAAUUCUGGUAUUGAUAGACAUUCAGGAUUUUUCCCCAGCUAUUUUGGCUAUUGCAAACAAUGCUGCACUAACAAGCGAAUGCAAUCCCAUUGUGACAUUUCUCUUUCCAUCUAUUUUGAGGGUUGAUGGUGCUUAUUUGGCUGAUGAGGUAGGUAUCUUGUCUUCUCUCAAAGUUGAGGUAUUCUUUCUUCUUAACGUUACCUUUACUGAUAUAAAAGAACCUUUCCAGAUAAAGAAGACUAUCUUUCACCGGGCGCGGUGGCUCAUGCCUGUAAUCCCAGCACUUUGGAAGGCCGAGGUGGGUGGAUCACAAGGUCAGGAGACCGAGACCAUCCUUGCUAACAUGGUGAAAACCUGUCUCUACUAAAAAUAGAAAAAUUAGCUGGGCUUGGUGGCAUGUGCCUGUAAUCCCAGCUACUCGAGAGGCUGAGGCAGGAGAAUCGCUUGAACCAGGGAGUCAGAGGUUGCAGUGAGCCGAGAUUGCGCCAUUGCAGUCCCGCUUGGUGACAGAGUGAGAUUCCAUCUAAAAAAAAAAAAAGAGUAUCUUUUAUUUAAGAAUAUAUAAUAUAUAUGUGCUUUGUCUGUCCCUCCCCCAGUAUUCACAAAUGUUUAGUAAUCUUCUAAGAAGUUAUUACAGCAAAAAAGAAAAUUUAAAAAAAAUUAACAGAGAACUUGAGAAAUGGUAUCAACGAUGACACAGCAUAUUAAAAUGUGUCAGUUACAGCCAGCACUCUAUUCAAAGGCAAAUUUAUAGUAAUUGCUAUUUCCCUUAAAAAUUAGCUAGAAAUUAUCAUUAUAGAUAGCCAUGGAAACUUAAAAAUAACUAAAAUAUGCAGAGGCGUAUGAAAUAAAAGCAGAAAAUUAGUAGAAGGCAUAGCAAAACCUAUGUCUAAAUUUUGUGAAAAAAUAAAACAAUAGGAAAGAAAACUGGCAAUUCAGAAAAAAAGACCAACAAAUGCAAAGGGGAUUUAUAGUAAGUUAUUUGAAAAUAUAAAAUUGUCAUGCAAUAAUAAACUUAUUCACAAGUAUUUAUGGAGUGUCUCCUAUGUUCCAGACCCUUUCCUAGGCACUACAGUACUAGAAUGAAGUAGAUAAAUAAGAUUCCUGCCUUCAAAGUUUAUAUUAUACAGCAGUCAGAGAGAAGACAAAACAUUCUAAAAGACAAGUUCAUAUAGUGAUAAGUACUACAGGGUAAGAAAAAACAAGGUAAUGGGGUAGAAGGAGAGAAUCUCUGAACAGGUAAUAUUUCAGUCAAGCUCUGAAUAUGAGAAGCAAGCAGUUAUGAAAAGUUAUAAAAAGCUAUGGGAGUAAGAAAUAACUCUAGCAUAAAAGCUUUGAAGUGGAAACAAGUAUGUUUCUCAAGCCUUUGAGAAUAGAAAAAUGCUGUAGUAUACAGUGAAAAGGAAACCAUGAUUGAAUCAGAAAAAAGUGAGAUCAUCCAGAGCACUGCUUCUUCAUUCUUAUUUCAUUAUUGUCCCCUCUUCACUAGAUGGCUUUAUAAGGUUCUUUUUUCUUCUUUUUCCUAAUUGUCUCCUCAUGAAAUUUGAAUACCGAUGAUGUACUGUAUAAUCUAGUCAAUAAAUACAUGUGUAUCUGUAUUUUAUACAUAAUCAAGCUGUAUGCAGGAUUAAGUAUGAAUAAAAUUUGAAGGUAGUAAAGUAAAAUUAGAAAGCUAGUAAUAUCUAAGUUGACUGUAUAACUGUAUUGCUAAGGGAUUUUUAAUGAAAUUUAUUACAUAAAUUAUAAUGUGUCAAAUAUAUAUGUAUAUUGGCAAUUUAUAUAAAUACAUAAUAGUGAUAUAAUAACAUUUUAAAAAUUAUUCAAAACAUUUUUCUAGCAAAGGUGAAACAAUUGAAAACAUUAAAUUAAUUUUUUAAAAGUUAUUUUUGUAAAUUUAACUUUUUACUUUUGCUUGAUGUGA
This is a messenger RNA of Callithrix jacchus (white-tufted-ear marmoset), 3609 nucleotides long. Lineage: Eukaryota; Metazoa; Chordata; Mammalia; Primates; Cebidae. The record is from RefSeq and is a predicted model, not a curated record.